GACACGAAAUUCAGUCGAAUCGAAACCAAGCACCGUAAUCGCAAACAUUAUUAUCAAAAUGUGUCAUAUAUUUCUCAAGUGCUUAUAGUCGUGUGCCGGAAAUUUUUGUGAUAUUAUUUCGAAAAAAAGAGCCACUUUGAUUCAUCAACUUAUCAUUUGUUUGCGAAUAAUUACAAUAAACCGUUAAUGCGGCAAGUGAAACAGCUGUGAUUUUGUAUGUGUGCGGCGCGCGCAUUCGCAUGUGUACGAACCAACUGUCAAAUGGCAAGCAUAGAAUAGAAUAAAAGAACAAGAGCAUACGGGUGAAGCAAAGAGAGAGAGAGAGAGAGAGAGAGGAAAAAAAGACAGAAGAAAUAAAUAAACACCGACUCGCGAAGAAUCAAAACGAAAAAUACAGUGUAUAAAAACAAUAAGAAUGAACGAAAAGUCCCACACUCGCGACAACAAAAGGCAACUUUACGCAUAAAAUCAGUACGUCAAUUUCAAUUGCAAUUUUUGCUAAUCUGUGUGUCUGUGUACAAAAUUGUUAGUUGCAAUAGCAACGAGAGAACCUGUGAUUAAAACAGAGCACUAGGAGAGAGAUAGGAAUAGGCAUACACCGCUAAUCGUUGCCGUCGCUGCUGCCACCGUCAUCGCCGAAUACAAGCCGUAGGCAUUGUGCAAAAUAGAAAAAAAAAACAAACGUACAAUUCCAUGGUAUUUGGUGUGUGAGCGCGCUUGCCUCACGUAUAGAAGGGAAUUAUCACAUACGAGAAUACGGAAAAAGAAAAUAAACCAACUAACGAAACAAAUACACUGUGUGUUUGAGAAAAUCUGUUCGCAAUAUGUCUUGAAAAGCGGUUCGAAAACGUCGCGCGCUGUUUGUGCUAUUUUUAAAUGUGAAAUUCUUGCCGUAGUUGAAACAUCGUAGACGUGGUCUUCGUUCGUUGGUUCUCAUUUUUUUUUCGGUGCAAUCAAAAGUGUCUAAAUUCGACAGAGAGAGAGAGAAAGAACGGCACAUAAAAAAAGCAACUCAUACAUAAAAUGAAUGUUCACUAAAUAAUUUUUACACAAUGAUCCGGCCCAACAGUCGAGUGUGAGACGUGUUCUAACUCCUGCGUUCAUUUGCUCGUUCGUUCGUUCUGUGCUAAUUCCAAUUCGAAUUGAUUUCAUCGAAACGAAAAUUCCAAUAACUUUUGAUUUAAUUAAAAGCCAAAAUAGUGUUGUGUUUUGUGUGUUUGCACAGUGCCAUAGCGUAUAGAAUCCGAAUAGACCGAAUAUAACUAGAGAAAUCAAAGUUAAUUAAAAAAAGAAAAGAAAUAAAGAUAAACGUGAGCGUACUGACAGAGCGCGGAGGUGUUAAAAUUAAAUAACCACACAAAGUCGAAACGGCAAAGAAAAUGGGCAAAAAGAAACCAACAACAUCGUCGGCAAUUACUACGGCCCGUGUGCCAGUACAACAGCAUGCAGUGCGCGAGAAUGUAUCGAAAAAGUUAUCACAGCAAAAGCGCAACGAAAUUAAUCAAUUGGCUGAUUAUCUGUUGAAAUUGGGAUUUGAUGCAACGGUAACACUCAACGAACUCUGGUCACAGUACGUGGAAAUCGAAGCGAAUCUACAGCGGCUGCAAGCGAUUGAAUCGGAAUUAAAGACAAAAUCGCAUAGUGGUAAAAAUCGAUUGGCAACCAUUGAUCGAUUUUAUGAAUGGGCCAAGAGUAAUGGGGCACAAUUUGAUGGCGUUCGCAUUCAACAAUUUCCACAUUAUGAACUUGGUUUGGUGGCAACCAAAGAUUUUCAACGCGGCGAACAAUUUGCCAAAAUUCCAAAGAAGAUGAUUUUAUCGUUGGACAAUUUGAGUGAAGCGGCUGCCACGGUAUUGGAUCAGGUGCCGGUGCUCGACACAAUGCCAAAUGUUAAAUUGGCAUUCGCAUUAGCCAUUGAACGAUUGAAUGGAAACGCAAGUUUCUGGAAGCCAUAUAUUGAUUUGUUGCCCGAACGUUAUUCAACGGUCAUGUAUUUUACAACAAAUGAAAUGAAUGAACUGAAAGGAUCGAGUGCAUUUGUUUCGGCACUGAAUCAAUCGAAACACAUUGCUCGACAAUACGCAUUCAUACGCAAAGCCAUACAAAAUCUCAAAUCCGAGCAACCCGAUUCCAUGCUGGCCAUUCUCAAGGAACGUUUUACUUACGAUUUAUACUGCUGGGCCGUUUCGACAGUGAUGACCCGUCAAAACCGGAUCAUGACCCAGCAAAAUGCCAUUCCGUCGGAAACGAAUAAUAACAACACCGAAGACACGGCGAAAGGUGAAAAUGGAACCAACGAUACUAAGGAAGAAAGUGUUGAAACGCCGGCGUUAAUUCCACUCUGGGAUCUGGCCAAUCACGAAGAUGGUGUUGUAACCACAUCUUACAAUAUCACCGACGGCCAAAUCGAAGGAGCUAUUCAAAGCGAUACCAAAAAAGACGAACAGAUUUUCAUUCACUACGGAAAUCGAAGUAAUGCCAAUUUGCUCGUUCACAAUGGUUUUGUUGUUGAAAACAAUCAAUGGGAUAGUGUGGUGAUUCGUUUGGGACUGAGCCAAUCUGAUCCGUUAGUGAAGCAGCGUUCGCAAUUGUUGGACAGCAUUGGAAUUACGAAAAAUAGCGAAAUCACAGUAUUACCAGCACCAAAGUGUAUAUCACCCGAAUUGCUAGCAUUUGUACGUAUUUUCAAUAUGAACGAAGAACAAUUGAAUCACUGGUUGGCUCCAGAAAAGGUGGCUGGCGAUUUACUUUACCUGGACUGUGCACUCGACACAACGCUCGAAAUUAAAACAUGGAACUUUUUGAAGAUGCGAUUACAAUUGCUGCUCAAAGCAUUCCCAACCACUUUGGACGAUGACGCCAAUAUGCUGGAACAGCAUCAAAAGAAAGGACAACAAAAAUUGGGCCACAUCAAAAUGAUGAUCAUUCAGUAUCGUAUCAUGGAAAAACGCAUUUUACGCGACGCAUUGACGUACAUUGAAGAGCGUUCCAAGCCAUAAAGCAUCACAAUUUCAUUCUUUGAAUACACAAAUCUAUCUCCAGCAAUCACCUGAACCUUUUCACACACUUUUUUUUUAAAUGGAAUUGCAACACACCGAAAUUCUAAUCUUAUUUUGACAAACAAUUCCUUUUUUGUUUUCUUUUUUGUUUGAGUGGCUUUUUUUAUUUAUGAAUAGAUGCUAAAAUUUAUAUCUAAACCUUUCCUCACUAAUAAUAAGAAGCAACAUAUUACCUUUUGCAUCACUAAAUCCACAUAUUAAUUUUUGGAUAAAAUGAAAAUUCAGCUUGAAUUAACUCUACUAAAUCAAAAGUAUCUGUUGUUGUUUUGCAAUAAAACGAAAUUCAAUUUUUUCUUUCAAACAGUUCUAUGGAAUCGAAAUUACGUGAUUUUGAUCAAUUGAAAUCUAUCUGAAUAAAUGUAAUUUGUUCAUGACA
Sitodiplosis mosellana (orange wheat blossom midge) is the source of this 3435-nucleotide messenger RNA. It is a transcript of the gene Setd3, whose product is annotated as actin-histidine N-methyltransferase. Gene Ontology annotation, biological process: peptidyl-lysine dimethylation; peptidyl-lysine trimethylation; positive regulation of transcription by RNA polymerase II. Lineage: Eukaryota; Metazoa; Arthropoda; Insecta; Diptera; Cecidomyiidae. Gene Ontology annotation, molecular function: histone H3K36 methyltransferase activity; protein-L-histidine N-tele-methyltransferase activity; transcription coactivator activity. The coding region runs from base 1380 to 2999 and encodes 539 amino acids. The transcript is spliced from 3 exons. The record is from RefSeq and is a predicted model, not a curated record.